Messenger RNA from Ziziphus jujuba (common jujube), 1857 nucleotides. Its product is annotated as heat stress transcription factor B-2b. The record is from RefSeq and is a predicted model, not a curated record. NCBI's taxonomy places the organism in Eukaryota, Viridiplantae, Streptophyta, Magnoliopsida, Rosales, Rhamnaceae. Gene Ontology annotation, molecular function: DNA-binding transcription factor activity; RNA polymerase II cis-regulatory region sequence-specific DNA binding. Gene Ontology annotation, biological process: regulation of transcription by RNA polymerase II. Bases 273 to 1250 code for a protein of 325 amino acids. Gene Ontology annotation, cellular component: nucleus. The transcript has 2 exons.
CUCACGGCCCUACCCCUAUCCCCACCUUCCCACCCUAAGUCUUUCUUAUCUCUUCCAAUCCUUUCUAAGUUCCAGGAGAAACUUCUAGAACUGCCAUAAAUCCAGCCCACCCUCACCCCUUUCUCUCUAUAUUCUUCCACCACUUCCAAAUCUCGCUCUUUUCCCUUAUUUCUUAAUUAACCCAAAAAAAAAAAAAAGAAAGGAAAAAAGAUUGUCGAUUUCAAAGUGUUUUUCUAUUUAAUUUAAUUAUUGGUUCCGUCAGAGCUCCACCUAUGGCUCCGCCGCCGCCGGGGGAGUCAAACUCCGACACCACCGCAGCCGGAGGGGGAGACUCUCAGAGAACGUUACCAACACCGUUUCUGACGAAAACUUAUCAACUCGUCGACGAUCAAACAAUUGAUGACGUGAUCUCUUGGAACGACGAGGGAUCUACCUUCAUCGUUUGGGAUCCCACCGUUUUCGCUAGAGAUUUGCUUCCCAAGUAUUUUAAGCAUAACAACUUCUCCAGCUUUGUUAGGCAGCUCAACACCUAUGGAUUUAGGAAGGUAGUACCUGACCGGUGGGAAUUCGCCAACGAAUACUUCCGAAGAGGUGAGAAACGGCUCCUAUGCGAAAUACAACGCCGGAAAAUCACGACACCGGCGACAGCGGUGGCGGUUCCAGCUGCAGUGGCGGUUCCAUCAGGAGUCACGGUGGCGGCAAUUCCCACAGCAAAGCCUAUAAUUUCUCCGACGAAUUCUGGCGAGGAGCAAGUUAUAUCAUCCAGCUCCUCGCCGAUAAGAGCUUCGGCGGAGCUUGUGGACGAGAACGAUAGGUUGAGGAAAGAGAAUCAGCAGCUCAAGAAGGAGCUUGCGGACAUGAAAUCUCUCUGCAAAAACAUCUUCAACAUGGUUUCGAAUUACGCUUACGACCAGUCGGAAAGCGGUUUCCAAGCGAGGGAGAGCGGUUUCCGGGAUGUGAAACCUUUGGAUUUGAUGCCGGGGAGGCGGUCCAGGGGCGAGGCGGUGGAAGAUGCGGCGGUGAUGGAGGAUGAGACGGAGACGAAUCCGAGGCUGUUCGGCGUCACAAUUGGAAUGAAACGAGCGAGGGAAGGUAGCAAAGGUUCGAGGGAGGACGACGAGACGGAUCUACGGCUGCAUCAAGCAGCUGAAGCGGAUGUGAAAUCAGAGCCGUUGGAUGCCGGUCAUAAGGAAACGCCGUCGUCUUGCCUCAAGCAGUGCCACCGGGCUAAUCAAACGGUGUGUAAUUGACGAUGAGAGCUCCGAUUAAACGGUUGGUGGGGGGUGGCAAUGGGGGCCACCUGUUAAUUGUAACCAGCGUACCCGCACUGGAUUGGAGUCCUUAUUAGGAGUGGGCACACGUGGCAAAUGAAAUCACGUGCGUCGAUAAAAACUCCCUUUUGGGGGACCCAUUCCAAGAAGUUUCUUGGACGGACCUUUUCUUUUGCCCUUUUAGAAAGAACACCUUUCCUUUCCUUAAUUAUUUUUGGGAAAAACAGCGACCCAAAAAACAAAAAAAAAAAAAGGCUUUUCAUCAUAUCAGCGCCUUAAUGUGGAAUCUAAAGUGGCAAUGGGCUUAAAAGAAGCUGAAAGGGCCUGGUCCAAGUUUUCAGUUUUAGGGCAGCUGCUAUAGUUACUUGAUCUUCACUUUAGUUGGGGAGAAAUUAGUGAAUGUUCUUUCCAUUACUUCAUGAUGUAAUUUACUUCGUUAAGUCAAAAAGCAACAGAGCUUAGUUUACAAGAUUCGUGAGAGAGUUGUUAACCAAAAGCAGCAACAGCUAAGUGAGUUAGAAAGUUUAGUGAAUAUUCCUAGCAUGUACAAUUGUUAUUUGUUGCUCUAUGAACCAUUUCAAACUCC